UACAGCGUUAUCACAUCGUCAUAAUUAUUAUCAAUGAAAUUGCGCGCACGCAUAUAUUGCCCAAGGAAUGCCCGAGUACUGGUAGUUGCUUCUCAGCCGUCGCGAGAGCCGCACGUCUUUCGCGCGCUCACGUUUCUAAGAAAACGUGGUUCGGACGCGUGUUAAUAACCAUGAAACUUCUAGUAGCAACAUUGCUGGCCGUAGUGGCGCUGGCGUCAGGCAACGUUCUGAAGCCUAAAGGCUCCUUCGAACUCCUCAUCCUACACAACAAUGAUAUGCACGCACACUUCGAGCAGUCCUCACAACGCAGUGGAACUUGCACCAACGAUGAUCGCGAGGCCGGCAAAUGCUACGGUGGCUUCCCUAGAGUCGCUCAUGUUGUGAAGGAGGCACGUGCAGCGGCCCUCAACCACACGGGUCCUCCGGUGCUUUACCUGAACGCCGGAGACACGUACACCGGUACAGCAUGGUUCACCAUCUACAAAUGGAAGAUCGCCGCUGAAUUCGUCAACGCAUUACAACCUGACGCUGUUUCACUGGGCAACCACGAGUUCGACCAAUAUGUGGAAGGAGUAGUGCCAUUUAUCCAAAACUUGACCGCACCUGUUUUGGCAGCCAACCUCGUUUUAGACAAAGUACCAUCUCUGCAGAACCUUAAAAACUUAAAAAAAUCAAUAAUAAUAGAGAUAGAUAAGGUUAAAAUUGGUAUUAUUGGAUAUUUGACGCCAGAGACAAAAACUCUCGCUCCUGGAAACGACGUUGAGUAUGAAGACGAAAUAGUAGCCCUAAGGAGAGAGGUACAGAAACUCAAAGAACAAAAUGUUAACAUUGUAAUAGCUUUGGGUCAUUCCGGAUAUGAAAGGGACAUAGAGAUUGCCGAAUCGGUUGAAGGCUUAGAUAUAGUAGUCGGAGGGCAUACUCACACUUUCUUAUCGAACAAAAAAAAUAUUUCGGAGGUCCCUGAAACGGUUGGAGGAGACUACCCCACAGUAAAAGUACAAGCCAAUGGUAGAAAAGUAAGAGUUGUACAAGCUUACUGUAACAACAAAUAUUUGGGGAGAUUGCAUUUAGUUUUUGACUCAAAUGGUGAAAUUACUCACUGCGAUGGCGCUCCCAUAUUGUUAAAUAAAGACAUUCCAGAAGAUGAUGACCUUGUCCACAUGCUUGAAGCACAUUCAGACGAAAUGAACAAGCUGAUUAAAGUAGUUGUUGGUAACACAUCAGUUAACUUGGAACAAAGCAUGUGUCGGUUUAGCGAAUGCAAUUUAGGUAAUUUUGUCGCUGACGUCAUAUUAAAUUAUACCCGGGAGGAACAUCAUGACGUGGAUAUAGCAAUCGUGCAAGGCGGAGACAUUCGAUCGCCAAUUUACCAAGAAGGAGGCUUCCCAUUUAACAUAACCCUAGGCGACUGGUUGAACGUCCUACCGUAUACUGGCACACUGCAUAUACUCACCAUGAACGGAACAGUGCUCAAAGAAGCUCUGGAACACUCAGUGUCUGAAUGGAGUGAAAAAAAGGGAAAGUUCCUACAAGUUUCUGGAAUUGAAGUCGACUAUGACUUGGCAAGACCUGUGGGUAGUCGCGUUGUUCAAGCUAAAGCCGUGUGUUCUAAUUGUGGACACGCAAUGCGGGUCAUAAAUGAUGACGAUGAAUACAAAGUCAUUAUGCCUGCCUUCAUUGCCAAUCAAAAUGAUGGUUAUAAGAUUUUUGCAAAUCUCCCUAAAACUGUACUCCCUUACAAUGAAUUACACUGUGCGGUGGAAUAUUCAAAGAAGUACAGUCCCAUUUAUAAGAUAGUGGAACGUCGAAUUAAUCUACAUAAUACAGAUAAGGCCAAAGAGGUAGAGAAUUCACAGGUAAAACAAUAAAUUAUAUCAAUGUAGAAAAAAUACAAAACAUUCGAAUAGAUUUUACAAUAUGUUUUGAAUUCAUUUUAGGAUUUUAUGAUUAAUAUAAUAACUAGCUGGGUAGGUUAAUCAUGUAAUUGAUGUGUUGAAUUUAUGUAGGUAAUAUGAUUAAGGCCUUCUUCACACUGCUGUAAUUUGACCAGUUUUUCAAGGAAAGCAUUUUUAUUCCGAUGAUUAAGUAAACCACAAUCUAUAAGAGUAAAAUUUUGUGUUCCAGUGAGAUUAUGAUAAUAGUAUGUACGAUCAUCAUUUUUUACUUGGUUUCAUGAAACAACGGGUAAUUUAAGACCUAUGAUUUAAUACUCAAUAGUUGUAAGUAAACCUAUGUAUUAUGAAUUACGUAGGCAAAACCACGGGGUAAAACAUUAUGUAGGAUAAUUUUAUUACGGGUACAUAUUUUUCGGGUAAUUUUAUUACGGGUUUUAUUUAAUUAAUUAUAUUUGUUUUGUAAUAAUAUAUGUAUUUCGUUAUAUUGUUUGUAAAAUGAUGUCUAUAUUUGUUGCAAUUUGUUGUAAUUCUAUGAAAACUAAAGUAUAUUAGUCACUUUGCAAUCGUUGGUAGUUUAUAUAGUCCAAGACUGUGAUUCUAAAAGAAUCUCUUUAUUUUUCCCUUCGAAUUUCAAUAUUGUUUUGUAUUAAUUAAGACUCUUCUCUUUUUCGCGACUGUCAAGAAGCGUGAUCUUUUUCAUCCUUACAUGUAUCUAAAAGGAUUGGUAUUCUCUAAGCUUACUUAAUUUUUUUUAUGAGUACCUACUUUUUGUUCAAAGUCUUAAUCUUUUGUCACAUACUAACUUACUAAUCUUUCUAACACAAUUAACCUGGUAUUUCUGGAGACUUUUUCGUGUUCAUUAAUGAUAGAUAUAUUUAAUGAAGUACUUACUAUUUAAACGCUUGUAAACUGAGAUGCAAAAACUAUUCCUCGAUGAAUAGAUAUACAUAUGUACUUACCUAACCAAAAAGCUUGUGGGAAUGACCUAAAUCUACCAAAGAAUUUUAUACAGAACUUUUAAAGAAAUAAAUAUAUUUUGCAUGUU
Molecule: messenger RNA, 2940 nt
Organism: Helicoverpa armigera (cotton bollworm)
Lineage: Eukaryota; Metazoa; Arthropoda; Insecta; Lepidoptera; Noctuidae
Product: protein 5NUC
Exons: 4
Coding region: 171-1868 (565 amino acids)
Biological process (GO): AMP catabolic process
Cellular component (GO): plasma membrane
Molecular function (GO): metal ion binding; nucleotide binding; 5'-nucleotidase activity
Source: RefSeq, a predicted model, not a curated record